AUGGCGGAGGCAAAAAGGUCACUAGAUUACUGGAGGAAAAUUUUUAGCUGCACGAGAUCAGACAUAUUCGAGGUGAUCAACAAAGCAAUUCUCGUGGCUGCUGAAGAUUUCCCCAAUGAAUUUAAGGAUCGAAGGGAUAUGAUUGUGGAGAAGCUUUACACCUGUCAUCUUUCUCACAAUAAUGGCGAUGCUGAAUCUCUCAAGGAGGCGAAGAAAAGCUCCAACUCCGACAACCCCGAGGAGGAUGAUCAAAUAGUUGGAGAGGUGAUGAGGAUAAAGGAGGUGAUCUUGUCUAGCAAUCAAUUACAUGAGUCUGAAUCAGAUUCUAUCUUGUAUGAAUCGCUGAGGACUCUACGACAAAUGCAAUUAUCUUUUGAUGUGUUAAAGACAACUAAAAUUGAAAGAACAGUGCGUGCUAUGCGAAAGCAUAAGUCCAGCAGGAUUCAAAAACUUGCUCAAAGUCUCAUUAAUAGCUGGAGAGUGUUGGCUGAUGAACAUGUUAAUUCUGCAGCAUCAAUUACAAAUAAGGUUACAAUCAAUUUUGGAUUAGGCUGCUCAUCAAAACAAACAUUUGAACAAAAACCAACCAUUCAUUCAUCCGUUGGAGUGAAAAGAAAGCAGCUUGAUUGA
Dendrobium catenatum is the source of this 630-nucleotide messenger RNA. Its product is annotated as probable mediator of RNA polymerase II transcription subunit 26b. The transcript has a single exon. Gene Ontology annotation, cellular component: nucleus. Lineage: Eukaryota; Viridiplantae; Streptophyta; Magnoliopsida; Asparagales; Orchidaceae. Bases 1 to 630 code for a protein of 209 amino acids. The record is from RefSeq and is a predicted model, not a curated record.